This is a messenger RNA of Porites evermanni, 11737 nucleotides long. Lineage: Eukaryota; Metazoa; Cnidaria; Anthozoa; Scleractinia; Poritidae. The record is from the annotation of a GenBank genome assembly.
AUGGCUACAGACAGUGUUUCUUCACAAAUUACCAUAGGACAACCGCAUUUGGCCAAGCAGGAUAUAUCUAAAUUGGUAAAUAAGAAAUUUUAAGGCGACUUUUUCAAUCACGUGUUGUUUCUCCAAUAUGGCGGAAUCGUGAGUUUUUUUAUUACAGUUAGUUAUAAUAUGUCCGUUUUCUGUUUUAGGAUAUAUCAGAGUUAAAUCCUCUCACUCCGGAGGUUAUAAGUCGACAGGCAACCAUAAAUAUAGGUGAGUUCAGUGAAUUUGUGUCACAGCGAUGCUAGAAUGGAUAGAUGUCACCAUCAAUUUCCACUCUUUCUCAGUUUGUUGCUAUACUUCGGUAUUAACGAAUGGUUGGAAUACUGUUUUCAGGAACAAUUGGUCAUGUGGCCCACGGAAAAUCGACUGUUGUCAAAGCUUUGUCAGGAGUACAGGUGGGCAAUAAAGGUCGCAUUUUUCAAUAACAAUAAAUAAUAUAUUUGAAGAUGAAAUAAUUAAGACAUGGUAAAAGCUGCUGCAGCUAAACUACAUAAUACAAGGCCAUCUUAAACCAUCCACUUAUCCUGCAUAUCAAAUGGACAUUUGCCAGCUAUUAUACAUAGGUACUAUUUAGAAAAGGGUGGCUGUGGUCCACUCAGACCACCCUUACAUGUAAGUCCGUGAGUUAGUUGAGAAAGUUGGAACAAGUGCAAGAAAAGGGAGAAAGCGCAAGGGUGAGGGGAAAAUGGAGCAAAAAUGCCCGCAAAAGUGGUGUGUCGAACAUUGAUUAUAAUCGAUCAUUGAUUGAAAACUUAAAGCGGCCCAAUAAUUGAUUAUGGGUUGUGUUUAAUUGGUUAUUGGGAUGAAAAAGGAAUUCUUGUUGAAAAAUAAAUGUAAAACCAGAUAGAGAUUUAUCCAAUGGAUAGCGUUAAUCACUUCUUGAACAACUGGGGUCAGAGCUAUAUAAAAUGUAGGUUUAGGCAAAAUAAUGCCAGCUUAAGUUUAAAAUCAAUUGAGAAAGUAUGGGAAGUACUUGCACAAGGGAUGCAUUAUGCCAGGACAGUCUCUAACAGGCUGUAAUAAUUAUUCUGGUAGCGUUCUCAAUUUUCAUGAUUUUACAAGACAAACCAUAAAAUGGUCAUUCUUUUCCUUUCAUCAGACUGUCAGGUUCAAGAAUGAACUGGAGCGAAAUAUCACUAUCAAGCUAGGUUAUGCAAAUGCUAAGGUAAGUCUGUGCUAAAAAUCCCUUGAGGGCUACUGGGCCCCAACAUUGGGCAUGGCUUGGACCUCAGAAGAUCAUUGUCACCAGAGUGUUCAUUAGCAAGCCUGCAAAUAAUAGCCAGUCAUCGGUCAGAUGACCGAUAAAGCUUGGCCUGGUCUGUCACUCUCUCUUCCUUUUUUCCUUUUUUUGACCUACCAGACUGGUGUCUUGACUCGCAAAACCUGGUCCUUGUCCGGUCAAAUGACCACCCUACAGCCAAAAGUUAUUUGCAGGCUUGCAUUAGGCAUCGGAGUUGGGAGAAUUCCAUGUUUACUGUGCAGAUUUCUCUGUCUAAUGUUCGAUAGCCUAUGACUUAUUUUUUUAUUCAGACGUGGAGCCUCUUAAGAGAUAUUCUCCUGUAGCGUUAAACCUUUCUCCUGUCCCUGGAAUUCUCAAUAAAAACCCUGUGUAACUCUGUGCCACAAAAUGUGCCCCCAGAUUGGCCAAUGUUCUUUGUUUUGGUAAUCAGGAUGUUUAACUGGGUGGGCAUGUGUGCAAUACCUAACUUAGAAGGGCAUGGCUGUUUCUUUUACACCUUAAGGGGAUCUUUCACGUUUAGUAUCCCACACUUCUUUGUCGUUUGAAUAAAAACUAAGAUAAUUAUUGUGAUACCGCUCUCUUUAAGAUGGCUGAUGUGUGUGUUUUGUAGAUUUACAGGUGUGAUGGGAGUUCCUGUCCCAGGCCUGGCUGCUAUCGUUCUGCUGGUAGCGCCAGAGAAGAUGUGAUUCCAUGUGACAGAAUGGGAUGUAAUGGCAAGUUCAGACUUGUUAGGUAAGGAAACCUGCAUCCAGACAGAUUCAACUAAUCUGAUUUCAAGAUACAUGUAAUGGAUUAUUCAAGCAAUGACAGAGACAGUAAGAAUUGUGUUUCAAGCAGUUAAACUCAUCAACAAUAGAUGAGGCACCUGAAAGGGAGGGAGGGGUGGGGAAGAAAUCAGCACAAGUUCAGUUAAGCUGCAAAACACUCUUUAAAUUGUUGUGCAAUGAAACUCGGCAAUUUGGUUCCUAAAGACUUUAAGCCCUUUGACUUACCUGAGCUUUCCUGGCAGAUUGUGAGCUGCUACAAUAGAAACUGCUGGGCAGUUUUUUACAUUUUAAGUUUGACUUUGCCUAAAUUGUAUUUAGCCACAGUUAAAACAGCAAGGAAAAUAAAUGAAGUGACUGUUACUUGCAGUUGUUCUCUGAGGACCAGCAAAAAUCACUGUCUAGUUGUGAGGGAAGUGCCGGCUACUCGCAGAAAAUAACUUUUGAGUGAGAUUAUGAUAAUAAAUCUGUUGAACUUAUCUCACAAAACAUUUGUUCAAGAAAAACAAACAUGAUAUGAAAGAAAAGAAAUGAAGAUAAGUACUAGCCUUCUGACUGACUGACACUGACUGUGAGGAGUCUGAGGAUAAGAAAAGGAGAAAACAUUGUGGUGGAGUUGCCUGCCAAAAAUCUAAGAGUGUGGAUGGCCUCCUUCACCCUUGUGGACCAGUUACUGGACCUGGGUGUUUUCAUCAGACAAAUUAUUACAAGUCCAGUCCCCUAAGAAAAUUCCCACAAGGAGACAAGUGAGCGCCCUGUAAGGACUGCAAUCUUGCGUUUUUGCACUGUGUAUUCAAAAUUUUUGCUCUGUGUGUUAUUCUGUUUCCAUGUUUGCUGUCUGAAAUAUCUAGGUUCUGUCGUUUUUCAUUCAGAUUAUUACCUCACUAGUUUUCUACUUGUCUGAUUUUAUUUAGCUUACAAGUUAGAAUAAACAACAUGACUUACCGUGCAGCUGUCGACUAUCAUCAUUUUUCUUUUCUUUGUUUAUAUGCUUUCAUUUCUUACCAACAUUGCCUUCUAUUAUUCAAAUCCAAUUCAGCCGACCUUAAGAUUCCUGUCUUAAAAUAUGACUCUUUAAAAAACUUCCAUACUGUGCAGAAUUGAUCCCGCACGACUGCAUUAACUUAAUUAUUUGCUGACUGAGAAAAUCUUUACAACAAAAUUAUUUUUUUAUGUGGCUUUCUCAAUUAAGUUUGCUGAUUCUCUUAUCCUUGUUUGACACAAAAAAGAUCAUGAUUUGUCUGCCAAGAAACAUAAGUCUUCUUAUACAUACUGAAGAAAGCUUAAUGCUUGAUAAUAUAAGCUUAAGUCUUAAAUGUUACUAAGUUUAGUUUUGGUUUUGCAUAAUUCGAUCAUGCAAUACAUCAACAUCAACAUAAACUUAAGCUUUAACACAUAAAUUGGGUGCUGCGGUAAAAUUUUCUGACAAUUUUAAGAGUAGAAAAAAAUUAAAUGCAAAUGCUUUAAUGUUUAAUUCAAAACGCUAAGAUUCGUAUGUGAAAAUAGUUCUUUUUCAAAUCCUUCUUGCACUAUUGAAUUAAUCAUCAUUGCCAAAGAAAAACUUCGAGAAUUUUUUUUGUUUGCGUAUUCUUUUAUCCUUGUAUGACACAAAACCCGCUCAUAAGUUUUCUACCAAGAUACAUAUACUUACAUCAACACGUAUUUAAUUUUAUGAGUAGGAAAAAUAUAGAUACGUUAUUUAAUUUCACGAGUAGGAUAAUAUAGAUACAUUACUUGCUGGUCCAGGAGGAUUCAGAUGAAGGAAUAUCUUAGAUAAGUUUUUCUAACACCAUUUUCCUUUUGACAAAUGAGCAAACUAUUGUAGGUCCCAGUAAGAGGGUUUUUGUCUCUCAAAAUUCCCCCAUUAUAAAGUACACAAAUUAGAUUUUUAUGCAUGAGCCAACAUGCCAGAAGGUCUUCAACCCUGUUGAUAUUUGGCAGGCAUCACUGUCACUUUCUAUUCUCUCCCCAUCCUCUCACUCAUUCUCUAAAACAGGACAGUGAAGCCUCCAGAAGAGGCUAGAUAAGUACAUAAAGUUGCUAUCCCCGUGGCUAAAAUUCUUUCCCUGGUUGUUCAAAAUGCACUGAAAUACAUUUUUCAGGGUGCUGCCCCCGGGAAAAGUUUUAUUUUUACCUGGGGUUUAUAGAUCUAUAAUCCAAUACUGCAUCUUUUUCAUUUAACAUAGUAGGGAAUGUUUGUUUCACUGUAAAUGAUUUGUUUUCAGGCACGUAUCAUUUGUGGACUGUCCUGGUCACGACAUUCUUAUGGCAACCAUGCUGAAUGGUGCAGCUGUUAUGGAUGCUGCUCUUUUACUUGUAGGUUAGUGUUGUUGUAGAGAGUUGGUAAAGAUAAUCAAUCUAUCAACACCACUGAAAAAAGCACCUUGGUAUCAGUAAAGUUACAAAGUUUGAUAGUUUGACAGUAAUAGGUUGGGAACCUUCAAAGAUCUGGCAUCAUAAAGUCAUGGAACAAAAAUAAUAGUUUUGGUCGAAGUUUCACAAUUUUGCAGAGCUCUAACUUUGCUUAUGAAUUUAAGAGAUACCACUAUAAUUAUACUUCAUAAGUUUGCUAUUAUUUUAAGGUGCCCUUUCUAGCACUUUCAUUGGAUUUUCUCGAACAGGUUGUUGUCAGAGGCAAAACAGUCCCACACUUGCUGAUCUUUAAACUAAAAUUUGCAUGUAAUCAAUCAACAUUCUAAAGCUAGUUAUGCCUAUUUUGUGACAAUGUUAUAUUUAAUUUUGUGAUCUGACGUGGAUAAUUUUGUGGAAAUGAGGCCUUCUACAUGCAAACAGUUGUCUAUACUAAAGAUGAAAGCUAAUGCCCAAAAGUUGGUAAUUAGUCUCGCUUGCAUAGGCAGCCAGACUGAAAAUCUGCAACCCUUUUGUCUUCAUAUUUAUGACACAAAAGGGGGGUCAUUGUGCCAGGCAUUCCUAGCGGAGACUGUGGAAAUUGGGAAUAUGAAUUGUUGCGUGACCGAAGCCAUGCAUGUUUUGCGAAGAAAGCUUAGGGAAGAUUAAAUUUAGCUUUUGAAUUGAGUUGAAAAGUUGAUCUGUUUUUUAAAAAAUUGUCACACUUCAGGGACAUGUUUUGAAAAGUAAUCUUCAUUUGUUGUUCAUCUCUUUAUUAACAUUCCACUAAAGAUGCACCACUGUGUCUUUUGUUAACUGGGCAUUUCCACUGUGCCCACAAUUUAUUAUUAUAAAUUUUACUUUCUUUGUAGCUGGAAAUGAAUCUUGUCCUCAGCCACAAACUUCCGAACAUCUGGCAGCCAUUGAAAUAAUGAAGCUCAAACAUAUAAUUAUUCUACAAAACAAGAUAGACCUGGUCAAAGAGAGCCAAGCAAAAGAACAGUAUGAUCAGAUCCUCAAGUUUGUGCAAGGUGAUAAAAUAGCUUGAAUCUGCUCAUUCUUAAACUCACACUUCAAGUAACACAAACUGAAAGUAUGGAGAUUCCCAAUUUUUUCUGUUGCAAGGGUUUAAGUUGAUUGGCAUAGGAUAUCAUUGACAUAAUCGCAAGUUAGUUUAGAACAAAUCUGAAAAAACUUCAUAAUGGAUCAUUGGUUUAAAAGGGUCAACAUUCUUUCUAUAUAACUAUUAACUGCUUCCCAUAAAUCCUCAGUUAAGCCACCCCCUUUCCAGGGUUAGAAAGCUAUUUGUUUUGUUCCAUGUUUUGCGUAAGCACAAGCUACAACCAGUUGCAAAAGUACCUGAGACACUGUACUAUAUUUUGGCUUAAAUAGCCUGCCCGUGAUCUUGAGCUUGUAAUCCCCCCUCCAACCUAUAUCAAAGUUGCUAUCAAUACAUGACCACUCUCAAAACUUGGAGGAACAACUUUGAAUGAAAGGGAGGAUGGAGGUCAGUAUUAUAUCUCACAGAUGUGUGACAAGCAGCUAUUUGAAGUAGGAAAGGUCAGUUUUUCGUGGAAGUGUUUUCGACAUUUUUGCAAGUGGUUGUAGCUCAGCUCACCCAGCAAAGAAAAUGAAGAGGCAAAAGAAUAAUUAUUUUGCACACAUUUUCCUUAUGUUAAAAUUCCCCUCUCUAUUUAUAACCCCCCCCCCCCUCCCCACCCGUUAUUUCUUAAUGACUGUAUUAUUUUUGAAUCAAGACUGCAACACUUUAUGUGUUUUGAUCUGGUAGGGUCUAUUUAUGUGCUGGAAGUGUGUUAUUACUAAUGUUUUGAUCUUUGGCUGCAUGGCCUCCAAGUUCAUGUGCUUGAGCUUUUCCACUUUGCAUUCUACAGAUGUAGCUUUUAUGGAGAAUUUAUACCAUCAUGUUUGAUAAAUUAAGUAACAGGGUUUGUACACUAAGGUCAUGGAAAACCUGGAAAGUCGUGAAAUGUAAGAAUUUCACUUUCUCAUUCAUAAACUAGAGGUUCUAACUGUAGUGAUUGACCAGGAAAAUUUUGGUGGUUCAGUGGCCAUGCCUAUGAGAGGUGGUUACUCAUGGACAUUCAACUGAAUAUUUGUUUCUUUCCCUAGGCACAAUUGCUGAGGGAGCUCCUGUUGUUCCAAUUUCAGCUCAGCUGAAAUACAACAUUGAAGUUAUUUGUGAAUUUAUCUGCAAAAAGAUUCCAGUUCCUGUCAGAGAUUUUACAUCCAGUGCUAGACUUAUAGGUAGGUAUUUCCACUGGGUAUUCUAAGAAAAUUUAAAACAAGCAGUACCUGUUGAAAGCGCUUGAUAUCUUUUAUUAUUAUUAUUAUUUGUGUGAUCUCAUCUGUCUACUAAGUGUUACAAUCAGUCCAUAACCUUAAGAAAAAGAACUGCUAAAUAUUAUAUAUUCUUCAUGUUUAAAGUUCAAUGUGAUUAUGACUGUUCCUAGGAUUUCAUACACUAAUGCCUUGUUGAAAAUUAGAGCAUUUAAUCGCAGUCCAUUUCUGUUUAAAUUGACAAAACAACAAUAUUUGGAGUUAAGAAAGGAGCUUAUAUGUCAGAGAUUUUAGGGUGUAUAUAGGUAGCUGAUACUUAUUUGUGGUGCAGAUAUUGAUGUAAAGUAGCCCACUUUUGAAGUAAUGUUGGUUAAUUGUUUGUUGUGUAGUUAUCAGAUCUUUUGAUGUAAACAAGCCUGGUUGUGAAGUAGAAGAACUCAAAGGAGGAGUUGCUGGAGGAAGUAUAUUAUGUGGUGUCCUGAGGGUAUGUCUUACCUUGCUCUGAUACCAGCUCCUACACAUGUCCAAGAUCUUGUUUGUUUAAUUCUACUUUUAUUGUAGUUUUAGACUCCAGGUAUUUUGUUUUUGUCAUGGUCUAUUUGUAUGUAUUAUCACCAAGCACAUUUUUUACAUUUUUCACCCUUGAACCCAUAUGUAACAUUAAUUUAUUCUUUAUUCAUUGUACAUUUGAUUCCUUCUCUUUUUAGCAGUCUCCCUAUCACCCUGUCAGAUUUACUUUCAGCAACUAAAUAUUCACCAUUUCAUCUUCAUCUUCCCGGGUAUUAUUACAAACCAGAUUAGUGACCAUUUCCCAGUUGGCUUACUAGCUCAGUUGGUCAGGCCGUGCAGCACUGUUAUCACAGAGGUCACUACGGUUCAAACCCCGGCAAGCCUGACUUUUUUCAGCCUUUCUUUUCGUAACUGCGUAAGUUGCAUCUUUAACUGCGAUGACCUUUGAAUUUAUUUAAAGGCAUUGUGCUUGUUGAGUAGACCAUUGUGGAGGGACUUAUUUUCGUCUAAGGGAAAAUGACUUGAUCACCUACAACCAAAAUUUGGUUGAUGAGUCAAAUCUGUGAAACAUACUUCAUAAGGUCAUGAUACUGAAAGCCUUCAAUCGUUUGUAUCCUUUUCACAGGUGAAUCAAGAAAUUGAAGUAAGACCUGGUAUUGUAUCCAAGGAUAGUGAAGGAAAGCUUCAGUGUCGUGCUAUUUAUUCUCGUAUUGUAUCAUUGUUUGCUGAACAGAAUGACCUUCAAUUUGCUGUUCCUGGUGGACUUAUCGGUAAGAGUAAUAGCUGUUCCCCCCUUUAACCUCCAGUAGUUAAGGCAGUGUGUGUAGCUUAUUGUCUCAUAACCCAGAUUUCUUGUUGACAAAGCCGAAGGUGAGAUCUGGUACAAUCUGAUUUGUGCUCGUCAUUGCCUCUCGGGAAAGUGACGGGCAAUAAAACAGAACAUGCUUGAAAUAAAUCCUCAAAAUGGCGGCCGUGUUAAGCAACGACUUUGAUAGAGCCACAAAUUUCAAACUGACAAAAUGUGGUUAAAUGCACUGCUUGAAGCCCCGUGCAAACGGACACAACAUAGUUGGAUGUUACAUAUUGCAUCCAUUUGCACACCCUGUUGUUGGAAGUUGUUUCGCAAAGUUUGAAAUUGGUCAAGUUUUUAGCUAGGUGCAAACAAACGUAACAACUCCCAACAUUGUUGGCCAAAAAUGUUGGGAGUUGUUGCAUUCGUUUGCACCUAGCUUAAGUUGUUGUUGUUGUUGCUUUUUUGUAACAUCAAAUUCAACAAGGCAGUUACUUUAAAUUUUUGAGCUAUCAUAGUGCACGCUCAAAGCUUAAAGUAGUACGCGUCAACUUCUAUACAACAGUUUUUUUACCAUAUCCUCUUCAAAAGUAAUCUUAAUACCAAGAGAAAAUUUUAAGUCUUUUUGAUAAAAAGGGUUUAGAGGCUAUAUUCAGGCUAAUUCAUAAAAAAUAUAUAUUUGUUGUGAACAAACUGAGGUCUUCGCAAAUAAUGAAUUGUACAUGCCAUAGCACGGGCAGGUAACAACACUCAUGUCAGUAGCUCACAGCAUUUAAAUAUGAUCAAAUGCGCCAAUCAGAAAAACUGAAUUUUCUUAUUUGACCAGAUCUCAACGACAAGAGAUCUGCAUACAAGAUUAUGUAGCUUAAAAUAAGUAAUUUCUUACAAGAGGAUUUCAUGGGUUUAGAGUUUUGGAACUCUCUACAAGAUUGUGCGAGCAUUGUUCUGGUGCUGGUAGUUGGCAUGUGUAAAAGUACAAUGUAUUGGCUGUGUUCUGUUCAAUCUUCUCACUUGUAACUGUGCUUUUCAUUGAAGGUGUUGGAACAAAAAUUGAUCCUACAUUAUGCAGAGCUGACAGGAUGGUAGGACAGGUAUUGAAUGCAUUUUUCAUACAUUGCACACUUACACCAGCUGUUGCCCUCCAACACCAAAGUUCCUCCCACUAGUCCACUUGUCAUUCAUUCGUUCUCCAUGAAUCUCUACCUUAUAAGCCACCUUGUCUUUUAUUUUCAUGUGCUGCAUGCAGUUAACUGAUAACCAAUAAGAUGUGGUUUUUUUCUUGUACAUAAAAAAAGUUGAUGCCUUUAGUGAGGGUUUGUAUUUGGUGGUUUCUUGACUAAGUGCCUGGCUUAGUUCUUCACAGUCACUCUUUAAUAAGUAGUUUUCUCUCUUUUUUUUACUAUUGUAAAGACAAUAAUUAUUAGUAUUGGAAACCACUGAUAGAUCAGAGAAUAAUUUUAUUUUUGCAAACAAACCAUCCACCAUCUUUCAAGAAAGCAAUUAUUUGCUGCUGCUGCUGCUGUAGUGUUCUUACCUAUUGUGAUACUUGUAAUGGCUGUUGUGAUACUUUGAUAUUUGAUAUUUUUGAUAUUUUGCUCAUGGCAGGUACUGGGUGCUGUUGGUACACUUCCUGAGAUUUACACAGAGUUGGAAAUUAGUUACUUCUUGUUGAGAAGACUGCUGGGAGUUAGAACUGAGGGCGAUAAAAAGGGAGCCAAGGUGAGCAGCAGUGAUGUCCACCUUGUCAACCAAGUGUCAAAUUGUGUGUAACUGUUAAAUUGCUUUGUAUGAACUCACCUGAUAUUGUGCAAUGUUGCAGCAAGCAAUAAGAGUCUCCUCCUACACCAAAAUUACAUGCAUAGGUGUGACCCACAUUCCGUAUUAACAUUUCAUGGCAGACCUGCCCAAAGUCGACCUCUCGUAAGUUCUUGAUUGAGAGCAGUCUCUAAAACCAGCCUUAAUGAGGUCCCACGUAGGCCAAGUAAUUUAAUAAAGUGGCCAACCAACCAGCAAAAAAUUAAGGACUUUGGGAAGGGAAGGUUGUCCGUCUUAUGCAUGCACAUAGACUUAGUGGUUCAAUUUUAUUCUUGGUGCAAAUUUCAUUUUCUUUUUCUUUCAAUUUCGUUAUUGCACACUAAGAACUGAUGACCUUACCCAAAACAGAGUAAAUUAAAAUUUACGCAAAUUUACGCCAAGGAUAAAGUUGAACCGCAACACUAUAGGAACAAACAAUCAGAUGCACAAUUAUAGAGGUUUGAUAGAAUAUUUUAUUCUGUUAAAACAAAGAGAUGUUUUUUAUUUUGCAAUCUAUAAUUUGUUUUUCAGGUGCAAAAAUUAUCCAAAAAUGAAGUGUUGAUGGUAAACAUUGGUUCGUUGUCCACCGGCGGCCGUGUGUUAGCAGUCAAAGCAGAUUUAGCAAAAAUUGUACUCACUCAGCCAGUUUGUACAGAAACUGGUGAAAAAAUUGCUCUCAGUAGGAGAGUUGAGAAACAUUGGAGGUAUGUGUAUGUUUUGCUUUUGCGAGAACUGGCCUCUCAGGCCCCGUACACUCAAAUAGGGAUAGAUUCUUAUGGAGGGGACCUUAAUUGCUUUUGUGCAGUGCUGACUUACGCGGACAGUGAGACUUGGCUUCUUUUGCUACAAUAUACGGUAGUGUGCCAAUUGUCUCCAUUCCAGAAAGGUGCUGUUAUUACAGUUUAAGAAAGUUUCGUUUUUAUUUGGGCAUUAAGUUAAACAUUUAUGGUUGUUUUGCAAAGCAUGAAUACAGUAAUUUUUCUUAGUAUGAUUACAUCUUAGAACCCCAAAUGAUAGUUGAAGUCUUGAUGAUCCUCUAGAUGUGAUCAUCAUCAUCACUGAUCACUGUUAUUUUUAUGACACUGCAAUCCCAUUUAACCAUGGAGUGGUCAUUUAUGGUACAGUCAACUCUCUCUAAGACGGACACCCUUGGGACCGGCACUAAGUGUCCGUCAUAGAGAGGUGUCCAUCUUAUAGAGAGUCAAAUAAAAGGAGUAAAGAAAGGUAGGGACCAACUCUAAGUGUCCGUUUUACAGAGGUGUCCGUUAAGAGAGAGUCGGCUGUAUGCUGUAAAGCCCAUAGAACUGUAAAUUCAUAAUUCAAAUGUUUCUCGUGUUCUUUGGAUACGAUUUGCAAUGAAUCCCUUUCUUUGCAGGCAAAUACUGCUCGUUAAACGUUUCUAGGAUGUAUUAUAUAAUUAUAUUAUUGUAUUAUGAGUGCAGUGGAAUAUGAUGACAACCAAGAGACGGGCGGUCAGAAAAAAAGUUUACAAUUUUGUGGACUUGGUGAUGUUGAUUGUCUCUUAGUUUCUGACACCGCGACUCAUUUUUAGUACCAUUCAAUAUCUAAAUCUUAUCAUCGGUGCAUUAACUACUGGACAUGUCUCCCCAAUCAUUUAAGAAAACCCAUGCCACGCAAAAUUUUUAAGUGGGACAUAAAGAUGGUUUAAUUGCAAAGUAUUUUUAGUUUGUUAUAUUUUCUGAGCGGUUUUCACUUGACUGUCGUAAAACCAAAACCAAAGUAAAUACACUAGCCAACCAAAGGGCGUAGUAAAACCAAAACCAAAACCAAAACCAAUCCCUUUCGACAGUCAAGUGAAAACCGCUCUAACAGGAUUUGUAAUGUUUUCCUUGCAUUACCCUUUUUGUCUGAACGUUUUGCUGGUUUUCUUACAGGUUAAUUGGAUGGGGCCAGAUACGACGUGGAGUAACCAUUAAACCAGAGUCAUAA